AUGCAGCGCAUUCACUCUUCAGAGAUUGACAUCGACGGAGAUCUCCUAAAGGACGCAGAGAACACGAACCUCCUGUCGGAGAAAUCUGAAACAUCAGAAAGUGAUGACAGCGAAAAUGACACCCCCAAACUCCUUGACAGGGAAAGCCUAGAGAAACCUCGGCUAGCGCCUCUCUCGCCCCGAGCAAGAGGAUCUCCAGCGGAAGGCAGGGCCGUGGCUCCGAGACCGGGCUCGCCGGCGCCCAGGGCACCGGUUGUUAAGUCGUCGGUCACUGCGGCAGAGAGGGAACCUGUGAGACCCGGCGGGGGCAGACUCGGAGCCACCCCCGGAACCUCUGCAUCGCGAACGAAGCCCCUGGCUCAAGGGAAGCUGUCUCCUUCGACCAUACCGCGGCUGAGCAUGGAGCCCAGGAAACCUGUCCCCAGGCCAGGUGCAGGCUCAGUCUCGAGGCCUGGAGCCGGAGCUGGUGCUGGAGCCGGAGCUGGUGCUGGAGCCGGAAGACCCGGAGCAACACGACCGGGAGCUGGAACCGCCGGCACCGCUUCGAUGCGGGGAGGUUCAGUCAUCGGUCACGGCCGGGAAGCCGCGGACGAACCGGGAGCGACGUCGCCGCUAUUCACUAGUCACCUUAAGGGGCCGUCCAUCAAGAGCAUGUUCGACGGCCAAACCGCCCCCCAGCCAGUAAGUCUGAGUCCAGUCGGCGGCAGUCCAGUCAGCACGCCCCGAGGCUCCAUGUCGCCCCGUCUCUCCAACCCGUCAUCGCCGCGAAGCCAGACCCAGUAUCAACCUUCGGUUAUAUCGGACCCCGGUAUGGCCGACCCCGGUAUGACAGGCCCCGCUGCUUCCGACCAAAUGGUGGACUACGUGGCCUCGGUGGCCGCGGGUCGCCUCAUCUUAUGGGAGCAGUCUCAACAUGGGCCUCUUCUGCAGGAUGAGCGAGGGAAUUUUGAGCGGCAAGUGGUGGAAUUUAUGGAAGGGUUUACUCAUGCCUUCAAGCAGCUCACAUCGAAGCCUCUGUCUCUCCAAUCAUUCACGCACCUACAGGGGCCUGUGGUGCUCCUAUUUUAUACAGUCAUCUUUUCGUAUGGUAAGACCGGAACAUUUCGCCCACGUCUGAUCAACUUCACCGUGCUGCCUUCGUGGACCAUUCACUUUUAA
This is a messenger RNA of Gregarina niphandrodes, 1158 nucleotides long. RefSeq lists its product as hypothetical. NCBI's taxonomy places the organism in Eukaryota, Apicomplexa, Conoidasida, Eugregarinorida, Gregarinidae. The record is from RefSeq and is a predicted model, not a curated record. The coding region runs from base 1 to 1158 and encodes 385 amino acids. The transcript is spliced from 2 exons.